GUAAAAACCCCAAUGGCGGCCGCACUGCUGAAUCCGAGCGAGGAUUGUUCUCCCGGCAACGAAUCCAGUAGUGCAAUGUCCAACUCGUCCGGUUGCCUGAGUGUGCUGCUGAAGCUGCUGGCAGACUUCGGGAGAGAGCUCAAAUUAGGCGACUCUGUGUUAAGAGUGGACGUCAACAUGGAUGCUGCCAGUCUUCAGUCUUCGGACGCUGCUCACAUUUACAGCUGUUUGCAGCAGCACAUUACUAAGUUACAGGCUGUGUCAAAAAGCCUGAGGACCCUGACGGAGGCUCACGGGUGCACAUCAUUAGCGACGGAGAAGGAGAUGACGCCACAUGACGCCGUGUCCUCGUCUGCUCUUGAAGACCCGAGCCCGCCCGGGCAAGGCCCUUCCCUCACCGACGGCGCAGAAGCCGCGUCAGAGGUGACCGGUGACGUCCUGGUGCAGAUCCGAGCUGGCAAGUCCGAGAUUGAGCGAAGAAUAUCUGCAUUUAUGGAGCGCAAGCAGAUGGAGAUCAAUGAAAACAACGUGCGCGAGUUUUGCAACGUGAUCGACUGCAAUCAGGAGAACAGCUGUGCCAGAACAGAUGCUGUGUUUACGCCUUACCCGGGAUUUAAAAGCCAUGUGAAAGUCACACGGGUGGUGAACACAUAUGGGCCUCAAACCCGCGUGGGAGGCCAAGGAGAGGCCGGCGACCAGGUGCGAGGCCCGCCGGCGCGUGACUGCGGCAAUUCAGCCAUCGAGGAACGCCUCAACAACAUUGAAUUUCACCUCAAACUCCCGACAGCGGGUCCGGUUCCGUUGAGUGUCUACCAGAGGUUGAAGAAGCUGGAGGACCGCAUCCUGCAGUUGGAGGGACUCUCGCCAGAGUACUUCCAGUCCUCGAACCUCGCACACAAACGACCCAAGACGUCACCUACUCAGGCCUGCAGCCUGACGGAGCUGGAUGAAAAGAUCAGCGCCGUCAAAGCGGCUCUGUUGAAGAAGGCCAACGUGUUUGGGUCCGGAUACGGUCCAGAGUACCCGCUCUGACCUAAGGUGGAAUCAUUGUAAAGUUUAAUAGUGUAAUCCAUCCAUCCAUUUUCUAUACCGCUUCAUCCUCAUUAGGGUCGCGGGGGCAUGCUGGAGCCUAUCCCAGCUGACUUCGGGCGACAGGCGGGGUACACCCUGGACUGGUCGCCAGCCAAUCGCAGUAAUAGUGUAAUAUUUCUGUAAAUAAAUCUCCCUUGCGUAAUCAUUGUACACCUUUAAGCCGUACACACAAAUAUAAGUGCAACACGUUUAAGCUAGGGAUGGUCCGAUCAGUCGGCCACCGAUCAGCAUCGGCCGAUUUCCGUGUAAAAUCAUGUGAUCGGCGUUUGCCGAUGAAUGCCUUUCAACGCCGAUCACAAAAGCUGAUCAUCUGUGGCUCGUACUAGUCUUGCAGCCUGCAGGGAUCCCUUCGUGCAGCGGAGUGUCUUGCCUUAACUCACGUCUUGAGCAGCAUCGUCCUCACACUCUCCAAAAACAUUCAAGUCUGCUGUGUGGAACUUAACCGUCACGUUACAAAAAUGAUCUUGCAGGGAUAGCACGUUAAAAAGCUUUAAUAUGGCAUUCCAACAACAAACACGUAAUGGAGUAUGGUGAGUUUUGGAGGCUCACGGUGUGAUCACCAGGCAAACGGCAGCUGACGCAGCCAUGUGGCCAAUACUUGCACGUAUGUGCGUGACAGUCAGAUGGCUAAGCUAAUAACCCCAAAAAUAAUUGAAUUAAUCGAAAUAGAUGACGAGCCUUUCUCAGCGUUGGAAGACACCGGGUUCACCGAGUGCUCUCUCACUUACUUGGAAGUCCUGCUAGAGCUCCACCAAUGUACUCUUGCAUCCGAAGGCGUCUCAUCCUCUGGAAGUUUCACCAGUGAUAUAUGUUGGUAAUGGUAAUGGUUUAAUUUAAUUGAACAUGCAUACAAGUUACAUUGGAAUACAUCACAUAUUACAAUUCACAGUUCCACAUGUCCAAAAGGAGCUGAAAGAAGCAAAGCUUAUAAUGUAAUGUGGUAAAAUAGCAGUCAAAUAUCUUGUCACAGUAACUACCUCAUAUGACAAUCAUAAUAAGUAAUAUGUAUGAAAUUACAUAGUUUGAUAAUGGGUAAGUACUGACAAAAAUGAAGAGUUAGUAAUUAAGUGUGGUAGUGAUUAGACAUAGACUCUUCUUCCUUGUACUUUGCAAACAUCAACUGCUUGUAUUGUUUCUUGAAAUCGCUCAUCUUUGUGCAUUGUUUGACUUCCUUGCUCAAUCCGUUCCAUAAUUUGAUUCCACAGCGUUCUCGUGUAUAAAUGUUUUAAGUAAAAUGUUUCUCUAAGGCCAUAUUUCUCCUGUCUUGUUGAAAAGAAUUGGAUGACAUUUUUGGGUAGCACAUUGUUGUUUGCUUUAUGCAUAAUUUUAGCUGUAGAUCAUCAAAUUUUAAUAAUCGUGAUUUUAGAAGUAGAGGAUUUGUAUGUUCUCUAUAUAUGCCGUUAUGGAUGAUCCUGACUGAUCUUUUUUGUAGUACCUUUAGCAAAUGAAAUUUACUUCUAUAGUUGUUUCCCCAAAUCUCCACACAGUAAGUUAGCUAUGGUAAUACCAGAGAGAAAUAAAGAGCAUGGAGUGAUUUUUGAUUGAGAACGGAUUUUUCUUUAUUUAAUAUUGAUGUAUCUCUCACCACUUUAUGUUGUGCAUUUUUAAUGUGAGAUUUCCAGCUCAUCUUUUCAUCUAUAAUGACCACCAGAAAAGUAUUUUUGUUCAUCCUUUCAAUGUCCACUCCGUCUAUUUGUAUUUGGUCGUACAUGUCCUUUCUGCUAUUACCAAAUAGCAUUAUUUUUGUUUUACUUAGGUUCAGGGAUCAUCUGUUUUUAUCAAACCAUCUUUUUAGUAGUCAUUUCAUCUCUGACUUUUUUUAUGAGCUCUUGUGUGCUAUCUCCAGAACAGAAGGCAGUAGUAUCGUCAGCAAAUAGUACUAGCUUUAGGUCUUUGGUGACUUUACAGAUGUCACUUAUUUAUAGGUUGAACAGUUUUGGUUCCAGUAUUGACCCCUGGCCCCCCCCCCCCUACAAUAUGUUUAAACAUGCUGAAGUAUAUUCUCCUAGCUUCACACAUUGCUUUCUGUUAGCUGGAUAGCUUUGAACACAAUUCAACACUAACCCUCUGAUUCAAUACCUUUCUAAUUUUGCAAUCAGGAUGUUGUGAUUAAUUGUAUCGAAAGCUUUUGUCAAAUCCAUAAAUACUGCAGCUGCACACUCUCCGCCGUCUAUAGCGUUGUUAAUUUUCUCAGUAAUUUUCCUUCAGUGCCAUGGAAGUUGCAAUAUUAGCUCUGUAACCAUAUUGACUGUCCGGGGGUAAUUUAUUCUUAUUAAUAAAUUUGUACAACCUGCGGUUGAAUAACUUUUCAAUCAUUUUGGAAAAUUGUGGUAGUAAUGAAACAGGGCGAUAGUUUGCAAAUUGAUGUUUGUCUCCGUUUUUUAAAAUUGGAACUACUUUAGUUAUUUUCAUUUUGUUUGGAAAUUUACCGGUUUGAAAGGAUAAGUUACUGGUGUAUGUCAGCGGUUCUGCGAUCUGGUUGAUUACCGUUUUUAUCGUUUCCAUAUCGAUUCCAUUACAAUCAGCCGAUGUUUGUGUUUUACACUUAUUGACAAGCUCAAUGAUUUCCUUUUUUGUCACAUCAGUGAGGAACAUUGGAAUUAGUGUUCCUGUCUACAGUUUCAUCCCGCUCCUCCACUGACAGGAAUUUUGGGAUCUUUCCCUCCAGUGUUGGUCCAAUAUUUACAAAACUAGUUAUUCAACUUUCCAACUGCCUCAUUCAUAUCAUCAUAAUUGGCAUUUUCAACUGUGAAACAUUGAUGUUCUCUUCAAAAAGUAAAAUAUGCUUUUGUCUAAAUUAAGGUGAUUUUGUGGUUCCUUUUUUGAUAGUUUCUGUUUACAUUAAAUUACAUUUUAGGAUGACUUGUCCAAGGCAUACUUGUGUAGUCCUGUAGUACUCCGUAAUCCUAACUUGAACCCUUUUAUGUCAGGUACAUUAUGUUUGCAUGUGGGGUAUGUUUUUGUCUCAAUUCGGGGAAAACCGGUUGCAUUUAUAUUUUUGUUGAAUAAAGUUGACUUCCUGGUUUUUUACAUGUACUUUACUUGACAACAGGAAGAAAUCAGGGUUAUUGGUUAUCAAUGAUUGGACUAAUUAACGAGCAGACGAAUCAAACAAGCUGCUAACACGGAGGUGUACGUGUGUGUGUGCGCGUUUACCGCUGUGUGUAAUUGAGAGGAAGCUGAGCGAGGGCACCUGAUUUCUGUGCCUGACUGCUGCGUGCUGAUGAUCAGCGCUAAUGGUUAUCAUUAUGACAAAUGACCUGAUUACUGCUACUCUUGUUUGCGAAACAUCUCCGAGACCCAACAAACCGGCAGCGCCGCUUAAACGGGCCGCCGCUGAGCUCGACGCUACUGUCGUCGUUUCGCUGUGGCAAUUAUGUUUUUAUUGUGUUUCCAGCGAGGCAGAGGGAGCAUUGCACUACUGCAAUUGAUGUUAAUUUCACUUAACCUAUAUGGCAGCAAAUAACAACAAAACCUAUCUUUGUAGCCUUUUUAUUUUCAGUCACACAGAAAAAUGCGACACAUACAGAGAAGUUGAAAAAUUGCAAGAAUUUACAUUAUGCACUUUUGGAUUUUGAGGAGGAGAAUGGGAGUGAGACAAAAACAUUUUUUAGUAUGCAAUACAGUCAUGGAAAAAAAUGAUUACACCACCCUGGUUUCUUAAGUUUGUUGAUCCAUUCUAAUGCCUGGUACAACAAAGGUAUAUUUGUUUGGACAAAUAUAAUGAUGAUGAUAAAUAUAGCUCAUAAGCGUUUAAUUUAAGAGCUCAUAUCUGGCAACUUCCUUGCUUUUCUUGAUAAUAACCAAAAUCACUUAAGUUCUUACAUGAAUAGCUAUAGCAUUUUGUACUGCCAAGAAAUGAAACGCUUAUGUCAUUGUUGUAUUUGUCCAAACAAAAGGUACCUUUAGUUGUACCAGCCAUUAAAAUGAACAAGCAACUGAAGAAAGAAGGGUGCUCUAAUCAUUUUUUUCCAUGACUGUAUGUUCCAAACAAGCAUUCCAGUGAAAUAGGCUGUUCAUCAGCUGAUCAAAAGUUUAAGACCAUAGCUAUAAACAAAACCUAAAAUAGAAAUAAAAUGUUGAUUCAGCAAUGAGUAGCAGCGCCGUUCUUGUUAAUGAGGUGAAAAAUUGGUUUGGGUAUGCUUGAUGCCAGUGUUUCCAGGAGGCUAGUGGGAAUGUUGCUCCAGGUGGUGAAGAUGGCUUCACGGAGGGCAUCCACUGUCUGGAACUGAUGGCCAUUUUUGUAAACUUCCCUUGCCAUCCAUCCCCAAAUGUUCUCAGUUGGGUUUAGAUCAGCAGGAUGGUCCAGAACAGUGAGCUUAUUCCUCAGGAAGAAGUCCUUUGUCAUGUGAGCAUUGUGAAGUCAUCACCACACAGACAAGGGCCUUCAGUCAUGAGGGAUGCCCCCUGCAACCUCUCCACAUACCCAGCUGCCGUUUGACGCCCCUGGACAACCUCCACAACCAAGCUCCAUUGUUCCAUUGAAGGAUCAUGAUGGCGACCGCUCCAGUGUUCCAUGCGGAAAGCCUCUCAGGUGGGAUCUUCUCGUACUGCCGAUAAUGUUGGAAGCCAUCAGGACCAAUGUUCCCUCUAAGCUGCACGGUUCUCAGCGCACAGCAAAUCCACAAAAACAAUCCAACCAGAACUGUAAAUGAAUUACAACAAUUUAUUCUGUACCAUUUGGAAUGCAACUCAGUGAGUAGCAGGGAACAACAUAUAACACAAUGAUGAACACUGUCCAGCCAGUGAUAAGAUUGUGUUGGCACAUAUUUACUUAUGCAGCCAAUCAGUUCGUUAACAGUGCGUUACGUCGUACAUGCUGCUGUUUUGCAGGUUAGCGUACAGCUAAUUCUGCAGCGAAGUUAAGAUACCUACAGUAAAUGCUGCUUGCUAACCUUAGGUGAUGGCGAAACGAACGCGCAUUGCAACAUCCACUUGCCAAGCCCAAAAAAAAAAAAGGAAAGGAAAGGAAAAAGAAAGAGGUUCUUUUAAGGAGGACCGGGUGUCGGAGGAUGUGCAAACAGAAGAUUAAGAGGUGACACACGGUGAGAUUUUUUUUACAUUUUUGGACGAGAAAGGGCGGCUUUAUAAAACACUGCAAAGCCAAAGUAGCAAUCGAGUUUUCAGAGCGAAAAGUGUGGACAGAACAAAUGGUGUAACUGUACAUGUUGUACUGCCGUGCUUUUAUUUUGAUGGCUGGAUGUACCGAAUACAGGAAGUGUUACGCCGAGUUUGUGUUGCUGAAGGGACCAGAAGGUUUAGAGUUAAUUUUUUUUAAAAUAUAGACACAAGUAAACAUAUACAACAAAUAUGCCAUCAAUUUCAAGUACAUUUCCAGGAUGAAAUAGUGCUACAACUGGCUGCUUUAAAGCUGAACGUGAAAGGCAAAUAAGGAAAUGAAAGUAUGCCUAAUUAACAAUAUAAAGGGUAAACAAGAAAAUGGAAAAUGAAAUGAUAAACUAGGGGUUUUCUACAAGAUUCAGAUGGUUAAUUGUAUGAGAGCAUGGCUUGUUUUGUCUGAGGUUGAGAAUAAAGAAAGCUACAUUGUAGAAUCCUCCUUGCCAUCUGUUUGAAGCCAAUCAUAACAAAAUAGGACAGAAGGGAAGUUCCCAGUUGUCAACUUUUGGACAAGUGCGAUACGACAGUGUGCACAUCUGAUGCCGCUCACAAAGGUCCAAGGAAUGCUCAGGUCGUUUUGUGUAUGCUCAGGUACUUGAAAUAUUAGGGGGAACAUUGAUCAGGACCAUCAAGGUUUUACAUUUUUUUGUCUUCAUUUUUUUCACCUUUCAAUGUCCCAUGUUUGGUGCUCUCCGGAAAAUUCCAUUUUUUUUUAAAGUCAGAAUGAUAAAUAAACAACACAAACUCUACAAGUACAUAUUUCUGACAUUUCCAAAAAUAAAUCAGCCACCCUUCUUUUCAUUAACACAGAAGAGCCUUCCAGCCAUGGAGUUUGUCAGUUUCUUGAUCAUUUCACCAUCAACUUUUUGUGCAGCAGCAACCAAAGCCUCCCAGACACUGUUCGGAGAGGAGCACCUUUUUUCUUCACUGUAAAUCUUACAUUCAAGGGCCCACAAGUACUCAAUAGGGUUUAGGUCAGGUGGGCAAGGAGGUCAUGUCUUUAUAUUUUAAGACAUUUACUCUAGAUAGCCACACAGUGGAGUACUUGGAUGCAUAAGAUGGAGUAUUGUCCUGCGUGAAAAUCACUGUCUUCUUGAAAGAUGCACACUUUUUCCUGUACCACUGUGUGGGAAAAAAGUGGCAGUAGGUUUGGGAGAUGAGUUUGAGUCCACCUUCAACCUGAAAAGACCCAACAAGCUCAUCUUUUAAUAAUUCCAGCCCUGACCAGUACCCCACCUCCACCAUGCUGGCACCUGAGUUGGAGUGGAGCCCUCUGCCCAUUGCUGAUGCAUCAUCAGUCCAUAAAACAGAUACGUCUUGGCCAAGUCAUAGCCUUUCAAAUUGUGUGUCUUGUUCAGUGGUGGUCGGGUCGUUUCAGCCUUUCUUACCUUGGCCGUGUCUCUGAGCACUGAGCACCAUGUACCGUACGUCUGGACACUCCAGGUAGAUUAGUGUUCUGGAAUAUGGCAGCACUGGAGGACAAUGGGCUCCUUUUGGAGCUUCACAUUAGAUUUUUCUCAAAUAUUUGGCAGCUAAUUUGCAUGUUUUUUCUUGACACGUUUCUUGCGACCCUUUUCCGCACUUGCAACAAAACAUGUAAUGGUUCUGUGGUCACGUCUUAUUAUCUUGGCAAUUUUGGCAAUUUCAAGAGUGCUGCAUCCCUAUGAAAGAGUUUUUCAAAAUAUAUUACUUUAAAAAUAUCAUUGCUGUUUCAUGGUUGAAUACAGCCUGUUAUUAGUCACAAAUAUGUAUAUUUGAGCACAUUUUACACAUUUUUAGUCUAAAUGAAGCAUUUCAAGCAUAACAAUAAUACAAAUAUAAGGCACUCAGAAUACGCAUUCAGACAUGUUAUGUAGUAUACUAAAAAAAAAAAGGAACCAAGAGCGCUGCCAAUGCUAACAUGUGUUAGUCUAUAUUAUUCUUUUAUAUAUUAAAUAUUUUCUAUCUACGAUAUUGGAUAUUAUGAGUAAAAAGAUGACUAUGGGGUGUCUAGAGAGCUCUAAUAAUAUUAAAAAACAUAUUUAGAAGGUUGUAAGCACUAUGAAAAUAUUUCAUUUAUAAAGAAAGAAUCCUAAUUUGCAGGAAUUUACUCAUCGCUGUUGCGUCUGCAACCGAUUAACUGAUAAACAAGGGAGUACUGUGUAACACACCUGGAUUCCCAGGGAAUAAGAAAACGGAGCAAGAGGGUUCAGUGUUGCCAACUUAGUGACUUUGUCGCUACAUGUUGCGAGUAAUCAGACCCCUCUAGAUUCUUUUUUUCAAAAAAGGGACUAGCGACUCGCUGUUCUCAACAAGCAGCGAGGGCUGCUGUGGGCCCCUCCCCCAUCUGAAAGCACUCACAGGCUGGUCUCUGACAUUAAAAAGAAGCAACGGAGGAAAGUUCAUUUGUAGUACUAAACGUGAUUGCACACUAUGUACCAUUAAAGUUGCUAAACGGUGUGCUUUCCUAUAAUGGGAAUAACUAAGUCACCAUGGUUUUGAAUGGUCUUGGUUACGAUUAACAAAAUGUCAUAACUUCAUCAAAAUCGAGGAAAGUGAAACCAUGUUUGACCCAUGUUGAAAGUUUUAUUGGGUUGAUAAUUGGUGUAACAUUUACUGUAUAUCACUUCAAGAAAGUAAAAACACGAAUAAAAAAAAACCAAGUUCAAGGCCACUGAGCACAAACUUGCCAUUUAAAUCACGCCAGCGGUGCGAAAACAACUUGUUUCAUGUCGGAAAUAAAAUGUCAACGUCUAAUAUUCAAGCUCAACAAGUGUCAGAUGUCAAAGCGUUUACAUACAGUGACCUUUCUUUCUUUGCAGAUAGUCUUUGUUGAGAAAUAUUUCACAUUGACUGACGGAGUGACCUCCAGUAUAAUAAAACGCUUUGCAUUCCUUCCACAGAAAUGGGGAUUUUUUUAAUAUAUAUUUUUUAAUCGCUGUUCUUUCAGGUGAACCUCGUUUGUUGGCUCGAGUCCUUAUGUGGAUGUGAGACUGGAAUGUUCCAGCCAACAAGGGGCCGAAAUGUGCAGGGACCACUUGAGCUUUGCUGCAGCGUUGA
Molecule: messenger RNA, 9249 nt
Organism: Dunckerocampus dactyliophorus (ringed pipefish)
Lineage: Eukaryota; Metazoa; Chordata; Actinopteri; Syngnathiformes; Syngnathidae
Gene: mbip
Product: MAP3K12 binding inhibitory protein 1
Exons: 9
Coding region: 13-1032 (339 amino acids)
Source: RefSeq, a predicted model, not a curated record